This is a messenger RNA of Staurois parvus, 301 nucleotides long. Lineage: Eukaryota; Metazoa; Chordata; Amphibia; Anura; Ranidae. The record is from the annotation of a GenBank genome assembly.
UAUAGUGAAUGCAGGGUCCGGGGAGACAAGAUAUAGUGAAUGCAGGGUCCGGGGAGACCGGAUAUAGUGAAUGCAGGAUCCGGGGAGAGCGGAUAUGGUGAAUGCAGGGUCUGGGGAGAGCAGAUAUAGUGAAUGCAGGGGUCCGGGAAGAGCAGAUAUAGUGAAUGCAGGGUCCAGGGAGACCAGAUAUAGUGAAUGCAGGGUUCGGAGAGACCAGAUAUAGUGAAUGCAGGGUCCGGGAAGAGCAGAUAUAGUGAAUGCAGGGUCCGGGGAGACCAGAUAUAGUGAAUGCAGGGUCCGG